AUGGCGGGCAGUGCUGGAGAAUGGUGUCUGAUGGAGAGUGACCCCGGUGUGUUCACCGAGCUUAUUAAAGGCUUUGGUUGUCAAGGAGUUCAAGUGGAAGAAAUCUGGAGUUUAGAGCAAGAACACUUUGAAGAUCUGCAACCAGUGCAAGGUUUGAUCUUCCUUUUUAAGUGGCAGCCAGGAGAAGAGCCAUCUGGAUCUGUAGUACAAGAUUCCCGCUUGGAUACAAUAUUUUUUGCAAAACAGGUAAUAAACAAUGCAUGUGCUACUCAAGCAAUUGUCAGCAUUUUGUUGAAUACAAAUCAUCCUGAUGUACACCUAGGAGAAACACUCAAUGAAUUUAAAGAGUUUACCCAAAGUUUUGAUGCUGCAAUGAAAGGAUUGGCAUUGAGCAACUCAGAAGUGAUCCGACAAGUGCAUAAUAGUUUUGCAAGGCAGCAGAUGUUUGAGUUUGAUGCAAAGUCUUCAGCAAAAGACGACGAUGCUUUUCAUUUCGUAAGUUAUGUUCCAGUCAGUGGGAGACUUUACGAGUUGGAUGGCUUACGAGAUGGACCUAUUGACCUAGGAACAUGCAACCAAGAUGACUGGAUCGGUGUUGUGCGGCCAGUUAUUGAAAAGCGAAUGCAAAAAUACUGUGAAGGUGAGAUACGUUUCAAUCUGAUGGCGAUUGUUUCAGACAGAAAGAAGAUAUAUGAAAAGAAAAUCUCUGAAUUACAAAAACAACUUACGGAGGUCAGUAAAAAAUUUUUACUUUUAUAUAGAAUAAAGAUAAAUAUUUUUUCCUAUCAGAUUCGAAACAUUUUCUUUGUAAAGAAAAAAAAUCAGGAUAUAAGAGAAUAUUACAUUGAAAAUAUCAGACGGAAACACAACUAUCUUCCAUUCAUUAUGGAGUUAUUAAAAACUUUGGCAGAACACCAACAAUUAAUACCGUUAGUAGAAAAGGUAAGAAGAAGCUGA
Molecule: messenger RNA, 957 nt
Organism: Staurois parvus
Lineage: Eukaryota; Metazoa; Chordata; Amphibia; Anura; Ranidae
Source: the annotation of a GenBank genome assembly